This is a messenger RNA of Dreissena polymorpha, 2133 nucleotides long. Its product is annotated as cytochrome P450 2U1-like. Gene Ontology annotation, biological process: xenobiotic metabolic process. The transcript has 6 exons. NCBI's taxonomy places the organism in Eukaryota, Metazoa, Mollusca, Bivalvia, Myida, Dreissenidae. Gene Ontology annotation, cellular component: intracellular membrane-bounded organelle; cytoplasm. Gene Ontology annotation, molecular function: heme binding; iron ion binding; oxidoreductase activity, acting on paired donors, with incorporation or reduction of molecular oxygen, reduced flavin or flavoprotein as one donor, and incorporation of one atom of oxygen. The coding region runs from base 675 to 1703 and encodes 342 amino acids. The record is from RefSeq and is a predicted model, not a curated record.
GUUCACGACGAAGUGUGUCACGACGAAGCGUAUUCAACUAAAUAUAAACCGUUUUAACAGAAGUUUGAUGUUACAGUUUAUCAGCGUUAUGAACGCUUCCGUCGAUCGAUCAGAUGGAUGAAGAACUCGCUAUUUAAUACUUUAUACAAUAAUUAUCUGAUAAUAUUUCGUUUUGAUCAUGGUUUACAUACCAUAAAUUACCACAUAAUUACGUAUGAAAACACAAGGAGCGAAAUCUUACAUGUAGUAACAAUACAGAAGUUAAAACCAAACUUAAAGUAGGAUAACAAGUAAGAAUCAGUGAAGUUAACACAUACAGGGACUAGCUAUGUUGGAAGGAUUGUCUGUAACGUCUUGUGGACUGAUUAUCCUGGUGUGCAUCAUGGUUCAUCGGUUCAUGCUAAGCAGAAGCGUCAGAAACCUGCCGCCGUCUCCCGGCCUCUGUCUGCCCGUCUUUGGGCACUGCUACCUACUGCGGGAGGAUAUGAGGCCAACACUGGCGCGACUCCGGAAGCAAUGCGGUGACGUGUAUUACAUGCAGUUGGGGGCGUGCCAGCGGUAAUUAUCAGUGGAUAUGACGCCAUUGUGGACGCUUUCAAGAAGCAAGCCGACCUUUUUGCAGCAAGACCGAAGUUGCUCAUUUUGGAAAAGAUUUGUGAGGAAAAGGCCUAGCUAUGGCUAGCGGGGAACCAUGGCGGGAGCACAGGAAAUUUGCAUUUGAUACACUGAAGGACUUCGGUAUGGGCACAACUAGGCUAGAUGCAACCGUACAGGAAGAAGCUGUGUUGAUGGUCGAGGAGAUAGGAGAGCAUAAUGGUGAACCUUUCGAUCCCAAACAUGUGAUUAGCUCACACGUUGCCAACGUGAUUUGCUCGAUGGUUUUCCGAAGACAGUUCAAACACGACGACUCUCGUUUUAAAGGAUUGAUAAAAUUAUCACAUGAAAGUCAUCGCGCAAUAGUCAGCAUCGCCAACUUCUUACCUUGGACGGCCCGUCUGCCUUGGGAUCCCUUAGAUGUCGGGCGGAUGAUCGCCAACUCGGACGCUCUGCACACCUUCUGUGCGGAUAUAGUACGAGAGCACGUGGAGACGUACGACGAGAACUGCAUCGAGGACCUGGUCAGCGCGUACAUCAGAGAGAUGAAGAAGCACGAGCAGACGAACGAGCAGACGACUAUGAGCUACGAGAAUCUCGAAAUACUAAUUCAGGACCUGUUCCUUGCCGGCGUACAUUCGACAACGAAUGCGCUUCGCUGGAGUAUCGUGUGCCUCACGGAGUAUCCCGAGAUUCAAGAACGCUUGUAUAAGGAAAUCACGAGCAGCAUCGGCAUUCGGUCUCCCUCUGUCUUAGACCGGUCAUCCUUAGUGCAUGUGGAGGCCUUCUACAUGGAGGUGUUCAGGUUCUGCAACUUACAAAUCCUCUCCCUCAUGCACUCUUCGACUGAGACGGUGACCUUCAAAGGUUACGCUAUACCACCCGACGCAGCUGUUAUAUACGACCUUGUAUCCGUAUUCAGUGAUCCCGCCAUAUGGGGCGACCCGCUUGUAUUCCGACCCGACAGGUUUAUUGACGAUCACGGAAAGUUGAUUAAACGGGAUGAGUUAAUUCCAUUUUUCUUGGCAAACGCAGUUGUAUCGGGGGGUCGCUGGAGCGGAUGGAGCUUCUGCUAUUCCUUAGUAGCCUCGUGCAGAGUUUCGUUUUGAAAGUCCGGCUGGGGAUGAAGUCUCCAUGGCGACCUUGGACGGGGUGUUUGGACUGGCGCAUGAGCCGAAGUCUUACAGAAUUGUAGCGGUUUCUAGGAGUGGCUGACUGGCAGUGCACGUGAUUCGCACAGAAUGACAUAAUAAUGAUUAUAUGUUAUGAUUUUAUGUACAAGUAGAGCUAUAUGCAAGAAAAAAACUGUUUAAAGUGCUUUGAACACAGCACGUGACUUUGAAUGUUCUAUGUAUUAACAAUUCGGAUGCAUUUUUGAGUUAUUGAGAUAAAAUGUUUAAUACAAUUAUAAAUGUCCUGAUAUAGAUUAGGCAGAACAUAAUGCACAUAUACAUAUACAUGUAUAUGUAAACUGUUUAUCAAUUAUUAUUGACAAAUGUUGAAUAAUAGUAUAUUAAAUGUAACUGAACGAAAAAAGGU